AUGUGCCCCUCUCCUCAUGACAGGGAUGGCUGGCGCCAAUCCACGUCCACCACCACCUUACACCUGCCCAUCCACCUUGCUCUCGUCUGUGUACUCUCAUGCACAUCCCCUCCCCCUCAUCUCUCCCUUUUGCCCACACCUACUCGGUUACUCACCACACCACCACUGCUGAACCCUCCGUCCAUUCAGCUCUCACCCAGCACCCUCCGUCCAUUCAGCUCUCACCCAGCACCCUCCCCCUACCAGGACUAUGGCGGCAAGGGCAAGUGGAUGGCGAUGGCGAGCGCACAAGAGGGUGGCUUCAACAUGGUGCAAGAUGAGAGACAGGGUGAGAUGGCAGCUACAUGGGAACAGCAAGGAUGA
Molecule: messenger RNA, 363 nt
Organism: Cyclocybe aegerita
Lineage: Eukaryota; Fungi; Basidiomycota; Agaricomycetes; Agaricales; Hemipholiotaceae
Source: the annotation of a GenBank genome assembly